This is a messenger RNA of Synchiropus splendidus (mandarinfish), 2398 nucleotides long. RefSeq names its product ribophorin I (gene rpn1). The transcript is spliced from 10 exons. Gene Ontology annotation, cellular component: membrane; oligosaccharyltransferase complex. The record is from RefSeq and is a predicted model, not a curated record. The coding region runs from base 118 to 1917 and encodes 599 amino acids. Lineage: Eukaryota; Metazoa; Chordata; Actinopteri; Syngnathiformes; Callionymidae.
GCUUGACUGAGUGAAGCGUCAUCCUUGGUGUAGAGCAGCCCGGUGGCCUUCUCUCGCUGCUCUACAGCCGCUCUUCGCUCCUUUCUCCCUGCGUUCAAACUUGAGUUGCCCCCGAUCAUGACUCCACGGUCCCCUGCUGCAGUCCUCGUGCUGCUUGUAGCCGCCCUGUGCUCCCGGACUUGGGCGGGCGGGUUGGUGAACGAGGACGUGAAGAGAGUGGUGGACCUGAGCACCCACCUGGCUAAAAUCAGCGCGGAGGUCGUGCUGUCCAACCAGGGAUCCUCGGCCGUCAGCAGCUUCAUCCUCGCGGUGGAGCAGGAGUUGGCUCCGCACCUGGCUUACAUCGGAGCCUCGGUGAAGGGCGAUGAAGAGGAUGAUGGCACACUGGACCUUCAGCAGACGACUGUCCAGGGCAAUAGCGGGGAAUUUUAUAAAGUCCAGCUUCCCUCCUCGUUGUCACCUGGGGCUCAGCUCAAAGUGAAGGUGGAGAUGACGUUCAGCCACGUGCUGAUGCCUUUCCCUUCACACAUUACCCAGGCGGAGCGCCAGCUGGUGGUCUUCCAGGGAAACCACUACCUGUACUCCCCUUACCCGACCCGUAGCCAGACGACGAAGGUGCGCUUGGCGUCAAAGACGGUGGAGAGCUACACCAAGCUGGGCAGUCCAAACAAGAACGAUGAUGUCAUCGAAUACGGACCGUUCCGUGAUGUGGCUGCCUUCAGUGAGGAUACGAUGAAGAUCCACUAUGAGAACAACUCGCCCUUCCUCACCAUCAGCAGCAUCACUCGCAUCAUUGAAGUGUCCCACUGGGGAAACAUCGCAGUGGAGGAGACCAUCGACCUGAGACACACCGGGGCGAUGCUGAAGGGACCCUUCUCACGUUACGACUACCAGCGCCAGUCAGACAGCGGCAUCUCCUCAGUCAAAUCCUUCAAGACCAUCCUACCGGCCUCGGCUCAGGACGUUUACUACAGAGAUGAGAUUGGAAACAUCUCCACGUCCCACCUGCAGGUCCUGGAUGACUCAGUGGAGGUGGAGAUCAGACCUCGCUUCCCCUUGUUUGGAGGCUGGAAGACUCAUUACAUCAUUGGCUACAACCUGCCCAGUUACGAGUACCUCUACACGCUGGGUGACCAAUACGCCCUGAAGAUGAGACUCAUCGACCAUGUGUACGACGACCAGGUCAUCGAUUCCAUGACAGUGAAGAUCAUUAUGCCUGAGGGAGCCAAAAACAUCCACGUGGACACGCCAUACAAGAUCGACCGCCAGCCCAACCAGCUGCACUACACCUACCUGGACACCUUCGGGCGGCCAGUUCUGGUCGCCACCAAGAACAACCUGGUGGAGCAGCACAUUCAGGAUGUGGUGGUUCACUACAACUUCAAUAAGAUCCUGAUGCUGCAGGAGCCUUUGUUGGUUGUCGGGGCCUUCUACAUCCUCUUCUUCACCGUCAUCAUCUACGUCCGCCUGGACUUCGCCAUCACAAAGGACCCUGCUGCCGAGGUGCGCAUGAAAGUGGCCUCCAUCACGGAGCAGGUUCUGACCCUGGUCAACAAGCGCCUGGGUCUGUAUCGGCACAUGGACGAGGUGGUGAACCGCUACAAGCAGUCUCGGGACACGGGGGCGUUGAACAGCGGCCGCAAGACUCUGGACGCUGACCACCGCGCACUGACCAAUGAGAUCAGCUCCCUGCAGGCCCGCCUCAAAGCUGAAGGCUCUGACUUGGCUGAGAAGGUCGGGGAGGUGCAGAAGCUGGAUGGCCAGGUGAAGGAGCUGGUCAGUCGCUCCUGCCAGGAGGCGGAGAGGCUGGUUGCUGGCAAGGUCAAGAAGGAGGCGUACAUCGAGAGCGACAAGACUCUGGCCAGCAAGCGACAGGAGCUCAUCGGCCGCAUCGACAGUCUGCUGGACGCUCUGUAGACCAGGAACAGAAAUGAUGGACAGAAAACCAACUCAUGAUUGUCUCGUCCAACUUGUGGUUGACUCUACAUCUCAUCCUGUGGUGAAGUGAGUUCAUCCAAGAGACGGGCUCACCACGUGCUCAUGCGCACCAGUCUUCAUCCCCACUUCUUUUUCUAGUUCUUAAGUUUCCCGAUCUUGGUUUGGAUUUGAUAAGGCCCACCAUUUGUUCACUCUCACUCAGACAUCUGGGUUUCUCCAGCUGGCCGUGAUGGCUUUCUUUCUUUCUUCUCUUGCACUUAAUACAGUUUUUUUUUUUCUACGUGUCCCUGACUGACGUUUAUAUUUGAACAUGUUUGAAGCUCUGAAUCUCCGUUAUGCCAAAACGAGUGUGUUCGUUUCGAGCGGGCAGUUUUGAGAUUAGUGAAAACACAAUGUUGUAAGAACACGUGUGAAAGAAAUGGGCUCUGGAGGUGAAAAAGUCAAAUUUGGAAUAAAACUG